Messenger RNA from Colletotrichum siamense, 3054 nucleotides. It is a transcript of the gene uaY-8, whose product is annotated as Positive regulator of purine utilization. Gene Ontology annotation, molecular function: DNA-binding transcription factor activity, RNA polymerase II-specific; zinc ion binding; sequence-specific DNA binding. The record is from RefSeq and is a predicted model, not a curated record. Lineage: Eukaryota; Fungi; Ascomycota; Sordariomycetes; Glomerellales; Glomerellaceae. The transcript has 4 exons. Bases 1 to 3054 code for a protein of 1017 amino acids. Gene Ontology annotation, biological process: positive regulation of transcription by RNA polymerase II; DNA-templated transcription.
AUGCCCGCCCACUCGCCGCCUUCGCCGGUCAUGAAGCCGACGAAGCGUCCGCGCCAGGGCUCCUACGACGACGCUUCCCCGACCUCGGGCGGGAACGACCAGAGCCCGUCCGGCGACAACCAACACGACGCCAUCGCCGGCGCCGGCGCCGGCGCAGCCUUGGCCGACAAGGCGGGCGGGAAGCCGGGCCAGAGCAGCAACUUUCGCAACGUGAGCGCCUGUAACCGCUGUCGUCUGCGCAAGAACAGGUGCGACCAGAAGCUGCCCAGCUGUGCGAGCUGCGCAAAGGCCGGCGUCGCCUGUGUGGGCUACGAUCCAAUCACCAAGAAGGAGAUCCCCAGAAGGUACGGCGCGAGCAACUGGGGUUACUACUGCCUCUUCACCUAUGUGUUUUAUCUAGAAACCCGCGUGGAGCAGCUGGAAGCGCUGCUCGCCAACAACAACAUCCUCUUCCCACCCGCCGAGAACCUCGAGCUCUGCUCACGCCCCGGAACCGAACCUCCGAGAUCGACCACAGACCCCGGCCACUCGGCGCGUUCAGAAAGCAUCGACGGCAACGGCCCCGCGAAGAACGGCAGCGUCCACCGCCCUGACCUGGAGAAGGCCAAGAAGGCCGAGGGCGGGGCGCAGACGGGCAUGCUCGAUAUCGUCGCCCCGUCGAAGCCGCGGUCCUUGGCGUCCGCCUCGGGCGUGUCAUUCAACCGCGUCGUUUUCGCCGCCGUGCAGUACUCCGUAUCGGAUCAGAAUGGUUCCGACCGCGCGGGCAAAGGCCUCCCGAUCGGCAGCGGGACGUCGAUGCGCGACUCCUUCUUUGGCCUCCACACUAAACCCACGAUCCGUCCGGCGAAUUUCCCAGACCGUGAUGUCGGCAUGAGGCUUGUGACGCUCUAUUUUGAGCACGCCAACCCCCAAAUACCCAUCCUCCAUCGCGGGGAGUUUAUGCAAAUGUUCGAACAGGCGUACGCCAACCCGAGCGGGCCGAAAGGACCGCGGGAACUAUACAUGUUGAACAUGGUGUUUGCCAUUGGCUGCGGCGUCAUCGUGGGCGAGCCUGUGAAAUCAGACGGUUCAGGUGCUGGGCCCCGUAAUCCGCCAGACGCAAAUAAGUUUGGCCAGGCUCAGCCCGAGGAAUAUCACGCGAGUGCUAUCGUACAUCUCGAGGCGUGUCUUGGCAAUAGUGGCGGCGGGCUGGAGGUUCUGCAAGCGGUACUUUUGCUGGCCAACUUUGCGCUCCUCCGGCCCGUCCCGCCGGGUCUUUGGUACAUAAUUGGCGUCGCUGUUAGGCUGGCCGUAGACCUAGGCUUGCAUUAUGAGGAUGGUAGCGACGUAGCGAAAGCCAUGAUGGACCCGCUGGGGAAGAUUAAAGAGGAGAAUGGCGAGAUGAAUGAGUCGGGUGAGACGCGGUCCCGCGAAAAGGGAAGACGGUUGUUCAUCCGUGACAUGAGGCGGCGGCUUUGGUGGUGCACAUAUUCCCUCGACCGCCUGGUCAGUACGUGCGUGGGUCGACCGUUUGGCAUCAGCGACCAGGUCAUCACCACCGAGUUCCCCUCGCUGCUGGACGAUCAGUACAUCACCCCUACCGGGUUCCUGGAGAUGCCUCCAGACUCGGCCGAGCCGAGCUACAAACAUGUGGCAUACCAUUACUUCAAGCUACGCCUGUUGCAGUCCGAGAUACUGCAGGUUCUGCAGUACAACCAGACACAAGUCGUGCGGGCUUCGGGCCAAAACAUUACGAACUCGGACAUGCACACCCACCUGCCGUCACCUUUCCUCGUCAAGUUCGAGUCCUUCCGCUCCUGGCGCAUCGACAUUGACCGGCGGCUGUACCAGUGGAAGAACUCGGCGCCGACAAGGGAAGAAACGGGCGUGGCCUUCUCCACGGAGUUCCUGGAGCUCAACUACUGGCAGGCGAUCAUCAUGCUGUACCGCCAGAGCCUGAGCGUUCCUGCCAUGUUUGAGGGCGAGUACAACACGUCUAACGAGGUGAACAGCCCGACGGCGUUCCAGGCAGAGCUGCGCGAGGACGAGGACAGGAUUUAUCUCAAGGUCGCCGAGGCCGGGCAGAAGAUCCUGCGCAUCUACCGACAGCUGCACCUCAGCGGACUCGUCAGCUACACGUACCUCUCCACCCACCACCUUUUCAUGGCCGGUAUCUCAUACCUUUACGCAAUCUGGCACUCGCCAAUCGUCAGAAGCCGCCUGACAAUGGACGAAGUAGACUUCACCAUCCUCGCCGCCAAGUCCGUCUUCACCGACUUGAUCGACAAGUGCCCGCCCGCAGAGACCUGCCGCGACGCCUUUGACCGCACGGCCAAGGCCACCAUCAAGAUGGCUAACUCCACCGGCGGCUUCGGCUCCGUGCCACCGCGCAAGAUGCGCGAGAACAGAUUCGAAUGGAGCUCCGCGAGCGGCGACGGCGCCUCGACGUCGACAGCGAGCGCCGCCCCGGGCCGCCGCCGCCAGCAGCCGCCACAGCAGUUCCAGCAAGGCAGCUUCCAGACCGACCGCGCCCUCUCAGACACGCUUUCCUCCCCGAGCCUGUCGGUCGCCGGCGACCUGCCCCCGCGCAAUUCGCCGCGCGCCGCUGACUUCAACAUGAUGGGCCAGGGCAGCCCCUCAGAGAUCGAUCCCUCCUUCGUCGCCUCGCCACCCGUGCCGCGUCGCAUGGCGGCUCAGAGGUCAAGCAGCGGCGGUUCCUUCAUGAACCAGAAACAGCAGCAACAGCAGGGGGGUUCCUACAACAACAACAACAACAACAACAACAACAACAACAUGGGCGGCGAGUACCCCGACAUCCAGACCAUGGACUUCUUCCAGAGCCUCCAGGGCAACCCGAACGGCGAAGUCGGCGCCGGCGGCGACGGCACGACCCCGAACCUCGAUCUCGGCUUCGGCAUCAACUGGGACAACAUGCACCACGACUUCAGCGACGGGCAGCAGAUGAACAUAUUCGACGGCUUCUUCUUUGGAGGACAGCAGCAGCAACAGCCGCAACAGCAGCCGCAAGAUCAACAAGGCGCCAACGGUGCUAAUGCGAACGGUGGUGGCAUGUAA